Scophthalmus maximus (turbot) is the source of this 2746-nucleotide messenger RNA. Its product is annotated as 5-beta-cholestane-3-alpha,7-alpha-diol 12-alpha-hydroxylase-like. The transcript has a single exon. The coding region runs from base 34 to 1569 and encodes 511 amino acids. NCBI's taxonomy places the organism in Eukaryota, Metazoa, Chordata, Actinopteri, Pleuronectiformes, Scophthalmidae. Gene Ontology annotation, molecular function: iron ion binding; heme binding; sterol 12-alpha-hydroxylase activity. The record is from RefSeq and is a predicted model, not a curated record.
CAAAUUCCGAAGUGAUUGCAACAAGAAUCAGUCAUGGGACUGCUGCUGCCUAUCCUUCUUGGUUUUCUUGCCUCUCUGAUUGGAGGUCUGUACCUUCUUGGGGUGUUUCGACAGCGCCAACCAGGAGAACCCCCUUUGGAUAAGGGGCUCAUCCCUUGGCUGGGUCAUGUCUUGGAGUUUCGCAGGAACACACUGAAAUUCCUAGACAGGAUGAAGCAAAAACACGGAGAUGUGUUCACCGUACAGCUGGGAGGUUUUUAUAUCACUUUCCUUCAGGAUCCUCUGUCGUUUGGAGCAUUUAUUAAGGAGAGUCGAGAAAAACUAGACUUCGGCAAGUUUGCUAAACAUCUGGUGCACAGAGUGUUUGGUUAUUUGGCAGAAGAAAGUGAACUUCAUAGCCUCCAGAUGUUAAGCAACAAGCAUCUCAAGGGGGAUGGCCUGAAGGUAAUGACUCAAGCUAUGAUGGGAAAUUUGCAGAAUCUGAUGUUGCACAGUACUGGCUCAGAUGAAGACCAAAGCGCCUGGAUAGAAACUGGACUGUUUAUGUACAGCUACAAUAUUCUUUUUAGGGCUGGCUACUUAUCUCUGUAUGGCAAUGCACCACCCAAGUUCGAGGGAAGUGAGGACAAAGCCAAAAAGAAAGACAGAGAUGAAUCGGAAGCCUUAUUUAAAGAGUUUCGUAAAUAUGACCAACUCUUCCCUAACCUGGCUUAUGGGGUCCUCUCUCCAAGGGAAAGGUCGGAAGCACAGAGGCUAAUGGAAUUAUUCUGGAACUCUCUGUCGGUGCAGAAGAUGAAGAUCAAGGACAACAUCAGUGGCUGGGUGUGGGACAUGCAGCAGGUCAGAGAGGAAAAGGGUAUGGACGAGUCAAUGAUAAACAAGUUCAUGUUUGUGCUUCUUUGGGCCUCUCAGGGCAACACAGGGCCCGCUGCAUUCUGGCUACUCCUCUUCCUCAUGAAAAACCCAGAGGCUAUGAGAGCAGUAAAGGAAGAGGUAGAUAGGGUUCUGAAGGAAUCAGGGCAGAAAGUCCAACGUGGUGGCCCUUUAGUCGACCUGACCCAUGAAAUGCUGUUGAAAACACCUAUCCUGGACAGUGCUCUGGAAGAAACCCUCCGACUCACUGCUGCGCCCCUCCUCACCAGAGCCGUGCUCCAGGAUUUGACCCUCAAGAUGGCGGAUGGGCGUGAAUAUAUCAUUCGCAAAGGUGACAGAAUGGCAAUGUUCCCUUACAGUGCCGUUCACAUUGAUCCAGAUAUCCACCCUGACCCACAUUCAUUCAAAUAUGACCGCUUUCUGAAUCCAGACAUGAGCAAGAAAACUGAUUUUUACAAGGAAGGGAAGAAGGUGAAGUAUUACAACAUGCCCUGGGGAGCUGGGGUCUCCAUGUGUCCUGGACGUUUCUUUGCCACCAAUGAGAUGAAACAGUUUGUUUUCCUCAAGUUGGCCUACUUUGAGAUUGAGCUGAAGAAUCCUGAUGAGAAGAUACCUGAAAUUGACUUCAGACGAUUGGGCUUUGGAUCCAUGCAGCCUGACAGAGACAUUGACUUUCGAUACAGACUCAGAUUUUAAACUAAAUCAUAAUUUUUACUUCUCUGACAAAAACUUUUCUGAUUUUCCUUAAGCUUUCAUUUGCCAAUUAUAUUUUUAGAAAAUAUCAGAUUCCAUAAUCAAGUGUUUUUCUUUCAUUUUGUUUAAAAUUAAUGUUUUUAUGUAUUUUAUAAUAUUUGAUGGAAUAAGUAAUUACUCAUAUAAAUGAUAGUCAAUUCUAAAUAAGAAUUACUAUUAUAAAUGAUGUGACUGCUUCUGCUUUUACACUUGGAGAGAGGUUGACAUUACUUGUUACAACUUAUUAUGCCUAGAGUUAUCUUUAAUAUCCUCUGCCCCACCUACAAUAAAGAGCGUCACUGAACCCAUGUCGAAGAACUGAUAAGAAAAUCUAAGUUUUUCAUAAUCAAUAAAGUUAUCUUUCCAAAAAACUGUACCUGUAACCCUUUUUCCAAACUGUAGUUUUUGCAUUUACUUGAAAAAAACAAACAUUUAAAAAAACACAUUGAUGAUGCCAGGGCCGUCUCAUUUAAUUAGAGUGGAGUAGAAACAAAGUAUAAUCUCCUUGGUGCAACAUCUGAACUUUAUUAUUUACUGUAUAGUCAUUGUUCAAAGUCUAUGUAAGGCAUUGAAUGUUAACUCAGCAUCUAUCAGCACACUAUCAGCCUUGUCUAUAAUUCUACUGAACUGGCUGCCCAGUUCACUUAAAACAUUUACAUUGGGAAGGUUACAAUUAUAUCCUAUAUAUUUUUACUGUAACACAGUUACAGUUUAAGACGCAAUUAAACCAUUUCUGAAACAGUUUCAGUAUUUGAGCUUCAAACCCUCACAUCUUUCUAAUUUAAAAAAAUAAGCUGUUAUGAUCAUUCCUUAAGUCUUUAUAUCAUUUAUCUAACCAUAUCAAUCAUUAAAAAAAUCGUUAUAAUAUAAAAUAUAAUAUUUAAUAUAAAAUAUAAUAUAAGAUAUAAUAUUUCACAAUUAAUUUUUUUCUGUUUCAAGUCCAGAACAUUCAGAUUUCUAUUGCUGAUUUGAUGCAAAGUUGGAUAAAACUUGACGUACUGCAAAGACAUUUCAUAGAGAAGUGUACUGAAGUCAUAUUGUCAUGUCAUGUUCUCACAUUAACUUGGUGAAACUAGAAAAUAUUUAGCUUUUCUGUUCCACUAUCAGUUGUGAAAACUUCUCAAUAAAUGCUUUAAAAUCA